This is a messenger RNA of Myxocyprinus asiaticus (Chinese sucker), 3806 nucleotides long. Its product is annotated as interferon-induced protein with tetratricopeptide repeats 1-like. Lineage: Eukaryota; Metazoa; Chordata; Actinopteri; Cypriniformes; Catostomidae. The transcript has 2 exons. The coding region runs from base 219 to 1586 and encodes 455 amino acids. Gene Ontology annotation, cellular component: cytosol. Gene Ontology annotation, molecular function: protein binding. The record is from RefSeq and is a predicted model, not a curated record. Gene Ontology annotation, biological process: defense response to virus.
UAUAUGCACACACACAGACGACGUCUUUUGGGAAGGCGGAUAGUUUACAAAUAAAUAAAUAAAUUUAAUAAAUAAAUAAAUAAUCCCUGUAAUGUUCAUGAUUGGUAACUUUCGGUACUUUCGGUUUCGAUUCUGCUGCGUAGCAUAACGAUAGUUCCUUUUACGCUCCACCUCAAAAAACAACAACAACGUCGCACUGUUUCUUUGCCACGCUGAAAAUGAGCUAUACAGAGGAGAAACCUCUCAAGACUGAACUGGACCAGCUAGAAUGUCAUUUCACAUGGGAUUUGAAAAAAGCAGACACAGAUAUCACUGAUCAUUUGAAUAAAUUGGAGCACAACCGUGACUUAAAUCUGGGGGACAAGGCAGGGACCGCACGCACACACAACUCUUUGGCAUAUGUCAGGUAUCUUUUGGGUUCUCAUGAAGAAGCACUAACAAACCUGCAGAGAUCUGUUGAGCUCACUAAAGAAUAUUACGGGGACAACUGCGACAAGAAACUCAUUGUCACAUAUGGAAAUUUUGCCUGGCUACACUAUCACAUGAAGCAGUAUGCUGAAUGCAAAAGUUACCUGGAAAAAUUGAGGGAGAUCAAAGAAAAAAGUCCACCUGACUCCAGUUCUAUCCCUCAUCAUGAGUUGCUUGGUGAGAAGGCCUGGGCCCUUUUCAAGUUUUCACGCAAGUAUUAUGCAAGAGCAAAGGAGUGUUUCAGGAAAGCAUUAGAGCUGGAGCCUGAGGAGGGUGAGUGGAAUGCUGGUUAUGCCAUUGUACUGUACCGAACAGAAACUAAGUGCAAGAGUCCAAAGGAUUCAUCAGCAAUUCAACAACUCAGACGAGCAAUAGAAACAAACCCAGAUAACGAUGAGCUCAAGCUUCUUUUAGCUCUGAAAUAUGCUGAGUUUAAGCUGUUUGAUGAGGCUGAGGACUUGGUGGAGAAGGCUCUCGAGAUGUCUCCUGAUAGUCCAUGUGUAAUCAGGUAUGUUGGGAAAUACAUGCGAAACCACGGGUCUUUAGAUAGGUCCAUCGGCCUGUUGAAAAGAGCAUUAGAGAUUGCACCGAAUUCAGCAUUCAUACACCAUCAGUUAGGUCUCUGCUACAAAUUAAAAAAAGAAGGAUUAGCCUCGUAUCAUGAGAGUCAAAGAUUUUGUCGUUUAAGCAUCUCCCAUCUUGAGAAGGCUAUCACUCUGAAGAGUGGCUUCAUUAUUGCAAUGGCACAACUGGGUCUUCUCUAUGGUGAGGACAGACAAAUCAAACGGGCUGAUGAAGUGUUUCAAACAGCCUUUUCCAUUUCUGAUGAGAAAAAUGAUGGACUACAAUUAGUUCAUUUGUAUUAUGGGGAGUUCCAGCUGUACAGAAAAAAUUGUCUGCCAUUGGCCAUUGAACACUACAAGAAAUGCUUGAAAAUGGCACCUGAUACACAACGUGGAAAGAAAAGUGCUAAGAAUCUGAGAAAGAUUGCUAGCAGGUUUGUAUCGAAUGCAGAAGCUUUAGACAUACUAGAAUUUAUUGAGCAGGUAAAAGGUGGGAGACAUUCUACUGCAAAGGACUGCGAGCAUGUUCUGGAAUCCACACAUAAUGAGGAAUAGUGCAAAAUGUGUAUUUUUUUCAGAUGCACAAGAAGUACUUUAUUGAACAUAUAUUGCAGUUGCUAUUGUGUUUGUGAUUUGAUUGUCUAAGUGUAGUUUAGGUGGAGGGCAAAUGGAGCUCACUACAACACUUUUUCCUUUAUAUGGCAACAUUGUAGAUUUGAGCAAAAUAAAUCAGCACUGCCCUCUUCUGACUGAAAAAAAUACUUCAAUAGAGAUUUCAUUGAACCUAUUUCAUAGUACAUAUCCUUUAAUUUAGCAUACUGACAUUUUUGUCUCCAUCAAAAGUCAUGAUGCAACUUUUUCAAUUAAACAAUAUUGCAAACUUACAGUCAAUAUUUUGUUGCAAAUUUGUAAUAGGGAUAUACAGCAUGGACACAAUAACGUGUAUGAGAGUAGGUGUAAGUCAGUGUGUGUGUGUGUGUGUGUGUGUGUGUGUGGUCAUAGGUGUAUUAUGGACUGGGCCAAUUGGGCCAGUGCCCAGGGGCCCUUGACUAAUAUACUUAUAUACGCUUGAAUAUGUGGGCCCCACAGCUUAUAAAAGGACCCCUCAAUAGGGCCCUGAGACUAUGAGGGCCCCUAGCCCUCUUAUAGGACCCUUUUGCCUUCUUGUUUGUAAUACAAUUUUUGAUUCACUCUUUAACCCUAUAAUGACGCACGUAUCAUAUCUGAAAGUAGAAGACCUUGUAAUAUAAUUUCAAAAAUGGCUACCUAUAUAUUGUGAUGCACUCGUCUUUUUGAUGUGAAAUCUUUGCUGAUUUUGAUAAGAUAAAAUUAACAAUAACGUUUAUAUUGUUACUGAUAUUUCAAAAUGAGUAUUUAUUUAAUCAAAGCAACGUGUGCUUGCUCACAUUUUCAUUAUUUUAUAGAAAAAAAACAUUUUAAGUAGGUUUAAAAAAAAAAAUCAUUUCUGACUACUAUUUCAUAUUUCAAAUGGGCUUUAUAGGGUUGAGCUUUUUGCUUUGUUUGAAAAGUGCUGUCGAACAAAAACAUUUAUUACAAAACAUAACUGGGCUUAGGUGGUUGGGGAAAAGUAGAAAUUGAUUCUUUUAUUUUGUGUGAUAUAAAUGUCUGAUUAAACUAGAUAUGUAAAGUUUGUUGAUACACUGUACUAUAAUGCUGGUUUGACAAAACCUUGUAUGAAAGUUUAAAAUAAUUUUAAAUGCUUCAGGUUCAAAUGCUGAAAUGUUUACAGGUGUUACAGUAAGAGAAAGAAAGAAAGAAGAGAGCAUCUUACCUCAGAUUAAAGGGCUUGUGUGUACAAUUUGACAACUGAAGUUUGAAAUCACGAACAUUCAAAAACCAGCUUUUAGCUUAUUUGAACAUUCUUCAAUGUAAUGUAGUCUAGGGGAUUUGGGCUUAAAUGAUGACUUCACAGGGCUUUUUUGAUAGGAGAAUAAUAAUGGUAGCCAAGCUGUAGGGUCGUUCCAAAAGGAAUUUACAAUAAAAUGACCACUAUUUUUGAGCCCCACACCUCUUAGCCCUUCAAAGCUCUCACAAUAGAGGAUAAAGUCUUUGAAGGAAAUAGGGUGUAGGGAUGAUCACUUCUGAAUGGAACCCACCAUAAUUCAGAUGAGUUAGAAAAGAUAUGGCAGCGUGAGCCAGAACUGCCUAAACUCUUUGCCAAUGCAUAGAUGCUGUAGGUGCCUAUUUGUUAAAUUCUUCAAUAUUUAAAGUGUUUGAUGAAGUUAAAAUAUUAUUGCUCCUUUAAAUAUAUGCACAUGUACAAAUUUAAUACACAUUUUGUCACAUUCUUGUUUUUUGUAUGCAUAAUUUGUAGUAUUUAAAAGUAUUUACAUUGAGUUUGCAUUAUGUAUAAAAAACUUUAAAAUAGUACUCUUUUUAAGAACAGUUCAGCGACUGUUUUGGUUGAGCGGUUUCUUUACCACAUCCGUACUGUGUGUUUGAAUAAAUCUGAUUGUAAAUGAAAGAACGGGUAUUUAAAGGGAAUUAAAUCAAUGAAAAUUUAUUUUGCGUGGAUCUCAACUAGAUAAUUGGACCGGUGGGACCCUAAAAGAAAAUUGGCCCUGGCUAGUCAUAAUCUGCCCCUGUGUUUGGUGUGUACAGUAUGUGUAGUGAUAGGAAGUUUGCCUAGUCUGCACAUUAAACCUUUCUACAGUUCUUCAAACAACUCAUAAACUAAUACAAUCUGUUGUAUUUUUACAGAGCAUGGUGUACCUCUUUUACAAAAUACAGUUUUGAUGAGAAAAAAAAAAAGAG